CCGUGCUGUAUAUAUCUCAGCAUCUACUUCUCAACCCUUCCUGAGAUACUCCUCCCUGGGAACGGUCAUACCUCCGUACUCCUCUCCUGUACAUACCCAUCACUGUCAUACCUCCGUACUCCUCUCCUGUACAUACCCAUCACUGUCAUACCUCCGUACUCCUCUCCUGUACAUACCCAUCAUCACUGUCAUACCUCCACACUCCUCUCCUGUACAUACCCAUCACUGUCAUACCUCCGUACUCCUCUCCUGUACAUACCCAUCACUGUCAUACCUCCGUACUCCCUCCUGUACAUACCGAUCACUGUCAUACCCCAUCACUGUCAUACCCCUCCUGUCAUACCUACUCCUCUCCUGUACAUACCCAUCACU
Staurois parvus is the source of this 372-nucleotide messenger RNA. NCBI's taxonomy places the organism in Eukaryota, Metazoa, Chordata, Amphibia, Anura, Ranidae. The record is from the annotation of a GenBank genome assembly.